AUGCAAAUGGAAUCAUGGCGACAACGAGGAUAUGUCCCCGACUCGGACGAGGAAGAUGGCUUCGAUUCUCUAGAUACGAAGAAGGGUGAUGUCGAGAAUAGCUCUGCUAUCGAAAAUCUCGAAUACAUCGAUAACCCUUCGUCAUCGCCGAAGGAAGGGACGACGAGUAUAACGAAGGAACAACGCGCUGAGAAUGGCUCCGUCACACUCUCAGAUACCGAGAAGGCGGCUCGUUGGGAUACGAAUAGAACAAGUCCUCAUCUGAUGAAUGAUGCGCAUGACGAAACGACACCGAAACAAAGAAGAGGACGCAAGACUUAUGGACUUCGAUCAUCGGCUACAAAAUCAACGAAUCACCACAGCAGCGAGUUGCGUGGUUUGCAUAUCGCCGCAAAGGAUACAGGCAGCAUAUAUGAUUUCCCAUCGUCAUCGCAGGAACAUGACAGGCCUCAAAUAAAGCCCUCGAGCCCCGAGUCUACACCGAAGCCCUUGGAGACCACCUGGCCCUCGCAAUCACAAGUUAUAGUGGAGCCACACAUCUCAAACGCCAACACACAGGAUGGUACCUCAAGCACUAGGAGCUCCUCGCCUGACGAGUUAAUGUUGAUCGCUCAGCCAACUCGAAAGAAUAAGCCUAUGGUCAAUCAUGCCCAGUCAACAGAGCCCCCACCAUUACCACCACCACCCCAGGAGGGCUCAGAAGAUGACUCUCCGUUAUCCUCUGUGCCGUCAUCAUUUUCCUCCCCGUCGGCCAAAAAUUCAACAGAAAUACACACCGAUGUUGUGCUGGAGGCAGAACCAGAAAGACCGGCGGACAGGCAGGCAGAGAUACGGAAUGCAAUGCUCGCUGAGCUAGGCGCCAACCCAGAAGAUGUAUUACCUCAUCUUGAUAUUUCCGAACAGGUGUUGCGAGAAUUGCCGCGUGCUGCGCAAAGAACAUUUCGAAAGCGCAAUGCCAUCCAAAUGCACCCGUACCAUCUAGAACAGCUCAAGUUUGCCCAGCAACUGCAAGCGCGGGGUGUCAAGCCUUUUGGUCGACCCUCACAGCAAAAACAGCAUGUUACCGAUGAAAGUCAAGGGCAAGAUUCAUAUGAUCCUGAUGCACCUCCGUCUAGUCCUCCCCUGGAAGAGUAUCUUCCGCCAGUAAGACAUGAACGGCAUCGUGGCCCUCACUCUGCUGCACAGGGACAGGAACACAACGACGCUGAGCAUCGUCGGCCAUCACAAACUCAUCUAACAAAGCGACAGAAGAUCUCUCAUUCUGGAACUCCUAAGGAACGUCGGAAUUUACACAAACCGUCGAAACCUUGUGGCAUUAGAGACAAAGAUACACCUACUGGAAAUAGAAAUGGUAUCUCCGUAUAUGAGCUAUCCUCUAGCCCCCCACACACAGGCCGUUUAUCUUCAAGCUCAAGAACCCCUCGUGCCUCAGAAGAAGGGUUCCGGUUUCCUCGUGGAUGGUCGCCACCGAGUGAAGUUGCGAAAUCCAGGGCACAGGGAACCGAAGAAGCCAGCGAGGUUCGAUUAAGUGGUGCAGGUACAGGUGAUGAUGAGGAGGACAUACAGUCCAUCUCGUCCAAUAGCCAGAGUGAUCAAGAAGAAACCAAAUCAGAUGCCGAAGAACGUGAAAUUCGACGAUUCCAACGAAUGAUCCGAGGGGCGCUCCCCGCAUCCCAUGCUCGACUGGAUCAGAAGAAAAUGGCAGAUAAAGAAAGAGCUGCGCAAUUAGAUCGCCAUGCCUCUUCGCAACGCCUGGAUGGAAAGGGUGUUGCGCGGAAGCUGAUUCGAAAGGGUGAUCGCUCAAGGCAACCAGCAACACAACAAUCAAGAGGCUUGUUUGACCUUGGAGAUUCGGAGUCGGACGAUGAGGAUAGCAUCAAUGAUGUUACAGGAAAUGCAUCUACAGCCAAUGACUCCAACCAGAGGCUGACUGGCACUCUUGGUCUCGAAGACCCCUUCACGCUGGAAGAGGGUGAUAUCUCGGAGGACAAUCGAAUCGAUUACAUGUUUGCGCCUGUCUCGCGCCACUCAACAGGCCCUCGGCAUAAAGCCAACAGUUUAAAAAGGCCAAAAUCGAAACACAGUCUGCUCAAUGGAGAGAGACAGCCGAAGAGACCCCGACAAACCCGAAUGACCGAUGCUUCCUACGGAGCACGAAGGACCAAGAAGCCAUCAAGUGUUCAGCGGCCAAGAAUAGGGAUAUUGGAUGCACCAGAUGUCGCCACGAAGCCUCGCCAAGAGCAAUCGCGACUGCUCCGGGUAGCGGCAAGACGACCACGCUCACGCAAAGAUGGAGGCAGGCAAAGCCCCACUCAGAAGUUCGUGAAACUGGCAUCAAGGGGGGACACAGUGGAUGCAAAUGAGUCUUUACUAGAUUGGAAAAGAGGACUUAUUCGACAGGCCAAGAUUAGCCCACCUCAUCCCAGAGCUCGUCGACACCGGCAUUGGACGACAAAUCUUUCAAUGCUCAGUGCUCGAGCAAAAUCGAACGCUAAAAAUGGCCGGAUACCGAACCAAUUCCUUGAUACGGAGGCAAACGCUGAUGUUUCGAACACCGACACAGUGGAACAGGAACAGGAACAGGCACAGGCACCACCUGAAUCUGGCGCAAUCCCAGUCCCGUCAAACCAAGCUCCGGCGGCCGAGUCCUCCCGUCGAAAACCUGAGCAGCACGGUCACACAUGGGUUAUUCCUAGAAAUGUUGCCAUAACAUCGUUGAAGAGGAACACCAUUAGACCUGCGGCAACUAGUUUGGCAGGCCCUGGUAAAAACCGAAAAGUGGUUCCCGCCGUAUUCAAUCAGUCAUUGUCUAUCCUUAACCGACACUAUAAAAACCAGCGCACAUCUAAAUCCUACAAGCCCAGUUUAACCUUGGAUCGAUAUGUCUCCGACAAUGGAUCAUUGAGUACCGAAGGAAAUACCUCGCCCAUGAACGCUCCAGCUGCUGCUGUUGCCGUCCUGGCUGAGACACGAACUCAAAGACCGACACGGCAAGCACCUGUGUCUCGACGGCGGUUGAAGAAAAAUCCGCCCAACCGAAUCAACCUCGAUGCCGACGAAUUCCGUCAUAAUCCAGAUCCUGCUACCAUAAUCUCCGAUGAAUCGGAGCCUCCUACCAUAACGCACGUUGGACGCACAGGUUCUUCGUCUUUCGGCGUCGGUGGGCUUUUCAACUGGCAACGCUUCUAUCCGGUCGACUUCGGGGUAUCACCCCUGCGUGACAACACAUUCUUCCAUGAGACCACAUUCAUAGGAAGCGGGGACUUCUCUCGCUCGCUACGAAUCGUAGAGCGGGACUUUGACCGCAAUGCCACUUCAUUCUCCAUCCAGCUCAAAGACGAGACAUUCCAAUGGAGCCGCUGGAACGACAAAGUAUCGUCGGAGAUGGGGCAGGUCUUUGAUGUGAUAAUCAAUAAUGUUGAGCGAAGUGCUGUUACCUCCCCGGAGACAGGCAUUACGGCUGCUCUGGGUGUGGCGUCGAGGUUAUACAGAUUGUUGGUCAAAUACAUCACGGAAAAUCUGGUUUUCAUCGACCCGAUUGAUCGUACGGGGUUUGUCACUAGAGUAAUGGGGCUGGUCUCCCAGGUGAGAGACCCGUUAGCUGCGUUUCUGGCGAGUGAUGAAUACAACAAGAGCGGGCUUGUCAAGAUUGCUUGCUUCAACAUGAUUUUCGCAAACCAGAUCUAUCAGAUUGCUUCCCAUCAGCUCGUCAGUCCUGCCCUUGCGACUGAAGCUUUGGAUCUUGUCCAAAUAUCCGCUAAAGACGUUGCAGGCUUGAUCACGUCCAAAGUCGGCUCUUCUGAGUUUAGAACGAUCUUCAAGGAAAACAGCGAGCCUGAACACCGCGAGUCGGGGAUUCGUGAUGAGUAUCCAUCGGUGGAGGCUUACGUUGUCGUUAGACAUGUUCUGCGCAGCUCAGACAACUACAAGGGCUGCUUUGAAGAUCUGCAGCUUGAAACUUUCAACAAUGAACUUGUUCGCAGUGAGAGGGAUGUGACCAGCCUAGAGGCUGGAUGGCGUGGUAUAUUCACUGUCCUACCCUUCAACGAAAUGAAUGCGCUCGGGAUUGCGCACCCUGGUUAUCAGUUGACAGCUGCGAAUGACAAUUGGAAAUUAGUCAAGCGGCUUCUCGCUCCAGCCCUGGACGAUUUCGAGUCCAACUCUAAGGCACAUCCCAUCUCAUACAAUAGCUACUGUCGAACCCUGUUCCUCCGGUGUCAUCGGCUUAUCAAUAUCUGGGGGUGGAGAGAAUGCAAACCUAUCCUGGACACGCUAUUCGACUUCUUCGCCAAAAACACCCUUCACAAUUUAAAACUCGAGGAAGCUCGUGGCUCACCUUCAUUUCUUGACGAACUCGAUAACAAUCCCUCUCUGGAUGCCCGAGUGGGUGAACCAUGUUUCCACACAUUUCUCAAGAUUGUAGCAAGUGGUCUCCGCUUCUUGGCCAAGAGAUAUGACAAAAAAAAGAUUCGCAACUUCGCCUGGCGUCUGCUACCCAACCACGGCCGUGUAUACCCGAAAGAGCAGCCGUUGCAGCAUGAGGAUCUCGAUGCACUAAGAAAUCACCACGAUCUUCUAAGCACUCUGUACUGGGCUGUUCCCGAUGGGUGUCGCCCUCGACUGGAAACGAUACGCAAUCUGGUCCAUCCUGCCACUUCACAUCGUGAAGCGUGCAGCAUCAAUUUGCGCUCAUGGUCAAGGCUUGUUCGAUUCAAGCUUUCUACCGAUGAAGAUGUCGUGGGGCUAGAUCCAUUCGGAGACUGGUACGGCUAUUUUGUUACGGAGCUGCAGCAACAGCAUUCGUAUGCUCGCAAAGAGAUUGAAGCGCAGAACACAGGUGACAAUCGUGUAUCUCAAAAGCUCGUUGAACGCACAAUCUCCCAGAACCAGCGACAGAUAGAGACUUUGUUGAGCAGUGCGCUCAGUGGCCUGCGAAUCGCUGUUCAAUUAGCUCCGAAACUAGAGCAUGCACACAGGCUUGUUCUGAAAGCUCCCUUCGAGUCUAUCCUUACACUUUUCAACCCCAAGCUCCCGCGCGUGAACGUCGUUGUCUCGGAAGCACUGCAGGUCCUGGUCGCGUACACCCAGAAAGACGCUCCAGCUACAUCCACAUCAAAUGCUUCUGCGGCAGUGAACACGGAUGAGGACAGCCAAGAGUUUGGUGAUUGGGAUGCCAUUCAGGCUGUUUGGGACCAGCAAAGUUCUCCCAGCGAAGUCAUUGAACAUGUAGAGAAGGCUUUCCAUCCGAUUGUCUCUCGUCUCGUUUCGAACUGCUUUGGCGAGGACCACUGUCCAGAGGAUGCGAUCCUCCUCAACGUGAUAGAAUGCUGGACGUCAAUCGCCCAGGUCCUCAUUCGCCAUGGUCUCCGAAAUUGGGACAAUUAUCUGAGCGAGUUCGGCGAUGACUCCUGGACACGGCUUCGACAGACAGUUCAGACAAGAAAGUUUGCGCCGCUGUUCCUUGCGGCAUGCAUUGAAAAGGACGCCCAUAUUGUUUCCGAUUGCCGAAUCCAAGUUAUGAGUAUGUGGAUGUCAUCGCUUGUCGAGCGUUCCUCGAUAAUGAAGUUUCAACAUCGUCUCACGGAGGCGCUUUUGAACGGGAGUCCCACAGAUCCUUUGCUUGCCAAUCUGCCGUUCUCCAAAGAUACGAAGCUCGGCCGAUAUACAAUCACAUUGGAGGAAAUAGGCUCUCGGCGACUAUCUCUCCUCUCGAGCAUAUCGUCCAAUAUGCGUGAGCAGCUCCAGAGCAUGGAACUUUCUGGCAAUCGGAAAUUCUCUGUGACGAAACAAGAGUACUCUGAGAUGCUUCGGCGGGUGAUGACUUCUAUGAAAGACAAUUACCAAGAGCUAGGUAAUGGAACAGUCCAGGCUGCUCAAGGAGAAUACGUCGAGUUCGUGCAACGGGUCAUCGGUUUCCUUCAGCAACAUACCAGCGACAUCAAACCCAUCGACCCCUUUUUCACGGACCCUGCUUCGUUCCCUUUGCCGUCUACCGAUCCACGCUACAUUGUUGCGAAGCUCAAACGCUACGAGUCGAAGCUAUCUUCCAGCAAAGAGAUCCAGACAUUAACCGGGUUCGUCCAGAGCAUUUCGGAGCGCGCCGCCAUUGACGGUCAACAGAGCUACUUGGUUGAUCAGUUGCACACAUCGAUGAAGGAUACCUACGAAGCUGGUGACCACGACAAACCCACUCUACGCGCCGUCCUGUUGCAAUGCGUGUUUCCAGCGUACCUGGAAGCGGCGUUUCCCAACCGUGCCGCAUGGAUCCUCAGCCGUCCUAUCAUCCAAACCAUCACGCUGGAAUUCAAGAACAUGUUGUGUAAUAUAGACACACUGGACGAAGACUGCGUGUCUUCUGUUAUCGAUAUGAUCGAUGUUGUGUGCCGAGCCUCCUGUCAAGCAUUGGGUCUGGUCGCCUAUCCUCGCCAUCGUCUGCGGAGUCCUACAAUUUUACUCAUGCUUGCGGCCUUUCUUGAUAUGGUCUCCUCGGCCAUGCCAGUGGUAGAUUACAUCGAUCGAGCUGCGGGCACAGGGGAGUGUAUUUUUGCACACAUCAAAUGGAUUCGCGAUUUCGCGAAAGCCGUGAGCAAAUGUCUACAAAGCACAGAUUUAGACAUAGAAUCGCCCUCGAGCAAUGCCCACAUCACAUUCCCUGUGGUGCCGCCCUCCGAUAGCAGGAAGACUGAACUAUUCAGAACGGCUCACGGUCUCGCCUCGAAUGACCUCCAGCUCUAUCUCAGAAAAUGGUCGUAUCAUCAAGAUAAGUACUACUUUACUCGUCCGGGUCAUGAGUCGCAGGAGAUAACAAUUGAGUCUGAGGUUGCUGUUCUGGUAUCUAGUCAGGAUGAAGCGCAGAAGGUCUUUGAGACUGCGGCGACGGGAUUCUUUGAUCAUGCAAAGGCUCUGGAAUUGGUGUCUUGA
Messenger RNA from Penicillium coprophilum, 6921 nucleotides. RefSeq lists its product as uncharacterized. The transcript has a single exon. Gene Ontology annotation, cellular component: nucleus; Cul8-RING ubiquitin ligase complex. Gene Ontology annotation, biological process: double-strand break repair via homologous recombination; replication fork processing. The record is from RefSeq and is a predicted model, not a curated record. The coding region runs from base 1 to 6921 and encodes 2306 amino acids. Lineage: Eukaryota; Fungi; Ascomycota; Eurotiomycetes; Eurotiales; Aspergillaceae.